This is a messenger RNA of Boleophthalmus pectinirostris (great blue-spotted mudskipper), 1727 nucleotides long. Its product is annotated as SH3 and cysteine-rich domain-containing protein 3. Gene Ontology annotation, cellular component: extrinsic component of cytoplasmic side of plasma membrane. Gene Ontology annotation, molecular function: protein binding. NCBI's taxonomy places the organism in Eukaryota, Metazoa, Chordata, Actinopteri, Gobiiformes, Gobiidae. The record is from RefSeq and is a predicted model, not a curated record. Gene Ontology annotation, biological process: positive regulation of voltage-gated calcium channel activity; positive regulation of protein localization to plasma membrane; skeletal muscle contraction. The transcript is spliced from 13 exons. Bases 127 to 1164 code for a protein of 345 amino acids.
ACAUGCAAAAUGUCUCAGAGUGUUUGGAUCUGCCCUAAGUGAAGCCCACCCUACGCUUGACCAGAGAGAAGACUGUGAAGACCCUAAAAACGCCCUCUGUUGGACCAGUUUCUGAAUGACAACGAUAUGGCCAAUUAUGACUCGCUGGAUGACAAGGAUUCUUUGGACUUUCAUGACAACCCACCCCUCCCUGACAAUGUGGUGAAAGAGGAAGACAACACGGUGUACUUUAUCUACGAUGAAGAGGUGGAGGAAGAGGAGAAGGAGGAGCUGCCCCCUCCCGAACCCCCCAAACCUGUCAACGACAAACCACACAAGUUCAAGGACCACUACUGCAAGAAGCCCAAGUUCUGUGACGUCUGUGCGCGAAUGAUAGUCUUGAAUAAUAAGUUUGCGUUGCGAUGUAAGAACUGCAAAACCAGCAUCCAUCACCAGUGUCAGUCCUACGUAGAGUUCCAGAGAUGUUUUGGCAAAAUUCCUCCGGGUUUUAGACGGGCCUACAGCUCCCCUCUGUACAGCAGUCAGCAGAAUGCCACCGUCUCACAACUGCUGCCGUUUUCACAGUCCAACCGCACAGAUCCAGUAUUUGAGACGCUGCGUAUUGGGGUGAUAAUGGCCAACAAGGAAAGGAAGAAAGGCUCAGAAGACAAAAAGAAUAUGGUGAUGAUGAUGGAAGAUGAAGAUAACCAGCCAAAAGCAGAUGAGGAGGGAGGCGAUGGAGCAAAUGUAGAAGGAGACAAGAAAGGAGACAAAGCACCUUCUGAUGACAAGAAUAAGAAGGUUCAGCCAGGAAAGAUUGGCGUGUUCAGUCAGUCUCACUACUACCUGGCUCUGUACCGCUUUAAAGCCAUAGAGAAGGAUGAUCUGGAUGUGCAUCCCGGCGACCGCAUCACAGUAAUCGACGACUCUAAUGAAGAAUGGUGGAGGGGCAAGAGCGGAGAGAGGACGGGCUUCAUCCCGGCCAACUACAUCAUCCGGGUGCGAGCGGGAGAGAGGGUGUACAAAGUGAUGCGCUCCUUUGUGGGCAACCGAGAAAUGGGCCAAAUCACGCUCAAGAAGGACCAGAUUGUGGUGAAGAAGGGUGAGGAGGUGAACGGUUACCUAAAGGUCAGUACGGGACGAAAACUUGGCUUCUUUCCAGCCAAUCUGCUGCAAGAAAUCUGAGCAGUGGCUCCAUGGACACGUUAUGUAUCAGCUACUAUUCCUGACGCAGCAAUAACACUUUGUACAUCAACGUGUGCUUUAUUGAUACUUUGCAGUGACAUCAUGUCUGGGGUAUUCUACAUGUAUCUCUAAUGGUCGAACGUUUAUUAGUUACCAUGGUGACACGAUGCACACAUUAGCAAACACUGUCAAAAACACACAUAAUGGAACUAAAGGACAAAUGGAACAUUUUCAGGAGCCUGUGAUCAAUACAAACGUUCGCUGUUCUGUUUAGGUGUUUGUUCUUCUGGUCAGAUUGUGAUUAAAUAAAGCAGAGAUUAAAGUUGAAUAACACCUCAGACAGAGCAGUGCCUACAGUUAGCACCACACCCCCAGGCAACGUUGAUGGCAUCUACCGCAUCUAUACUGCGUCUCUUCUUGAUAAUGAGAUCACAGCAAAAGAGUAUUUUUAUCCCAAAGUAUUUUCUACUUCACUGCCACUUGUGUGUUUUCACUGUCUUUUUUUAAUAGAAACACAACCAUUUCUUAGUUGUGUUUUUUUAUUCACACUUUUUGUACUUCGA